Molecule: messenger RNA, 2143 nt
Organism: Ilex paraguariensis (yerba mate)
Lineage: Eukaryota; Viridiplantae; Streptophyta; Magnoliopsida; Aquifoliales; Aquifoliaceae
Source: the annotation of a GenBank genome assembly
UCUCUCUCUCUCUCUCUCUCUCUCUCUCUCUAUCUCCUCUGCUACAGCAUGAUCUCCAUGAUUAUAUUUUUUCUUGAAAGCAGCAGAGCUCAACCAACUCUGAUGCAUAUAAUUAAGAUAUAAUAAUACAAGAAAAAUAAGGUCAAGUUGUCCAUUUGAUUUCUUACCCAUUUUUUAUUUUUGAAGCAAAAACGAACGACCAACAAAUCCAUCUCUUCAAUCUCUGUUUCUUUAUCUCUACUUCAACUGCGAAAGCCCCAUCUCAACAGCCAAACACACACACACAGCAACCUCCGAUUCUAACAGCCAUCUCUCUUGUGGUGGGUUUAAGAGAGACAGAGAGAUGGUAGAGUUGAAGAAACCCACCACUACCAGGAACAGAGGCUUCUAUGUCAGAAUGAGAUUUUUACACGGCAAACAUGGAAGACAACAGGAGAGACCAUUUUUCUGGAGAUACUUCAAAUGGGUUCUCUGGUUUUCUCUCUCUUUCUAUUUCUUUGCCUCUUUUCUCAUCACCCACAAACCUACCGCCUCUCUCUCCAAAACCACCGUUUCUCGCACCAAAUCCAUCCUUGCAUCACGUGCUCUGUUCGAAUCCAUAAACACCACACCUCUACAACAAUCCAUAACCCAAAAAAGAAGUCCAUUCAAUGGCUUGAAAGUAUAUAUAUACGAUUUGCCAUCCAAAUACAACAGUGACUGGCUAUCAAACGAGCGUUGUAAUAAUCAUUUGUUCGCUUCCGAAGUGGCCAUACACAGAGCAUUGUUGAACAGCGAUGUACGGACGCUGGACCCAAAGGAGGCCGACUUUUUCUUUAUUCCCGUCUACGUUUCUUGUAACUUCAGCACCGUUAAUGGCUUUCCGGCGAUAGGUCACGCUCGGAGUCUUUUAGCAUCGGCGGUAGAGCUUAUCGCAUCGGAGCUUCCAUUUUGGAAUCGGAGUCUAGGCUCUGACCAUAUCUUCGUCGCCUCCCACGACUAUGGAGCUUGCUUUCACGCCAUGGAGGAUGUUGCAAUGGCUGAUGGGAUUCCAGAGUUAUUGAAAAAUUCGAUCAUAUUGCAAACAUUUGGCGUCAAAUAUCAACACCCAUGUCAGGACGUUGAAAAUGUGGUAAUACCACCUUAUAUCUCACCGGAAAGUGUACGGUCAACGCUUGAGAAAUCUCCGAUUAACGGCCGGCGGGACAUUUUCGUUUUCUUCAGGGGCAAAAUGGAAGUACACCCUAAGAACGUCAGCGGACGUUUUUACAGCAAGCGGGUUCGGACGAUGAUUUUGCAGAAGUACGGUGGUGACCGGAGGUUUUACCUGAAAAGACAUAGAUUUGCCGGUUACCAGUCAGAAAUUGUACGGUCGGUGUUUUGCUUGUGCCCAUUGGGAUGGGCCCCAUGGAGUCCGAGAUUAGUUGAGUCAGUCGUUUUGGGUUGCGUACCGGUCAUCAUAGCUGACGGUAUCCGGUUGCCUUUCUCCGCCGCAGUGAGGUGGUCGGAGAUAUCUCUCACGGUGGCGGAGAAGGACGUGGCAAACUUGGGAACCAUCCUGGACCACGUGGCUGCAACAAACCUCACCACCAUACAGAGGAACUUGUGGGACCAAAAUGUUAGGGAGGCCCUACUCUUCAACGAUCAGAUGGUGGAAGGUGAUGCAACGUGGCAGGUGCUUGAUGCACUCGCGGAGAAGGUGAACAGAUCUCAGAGGAAGUCUAGAGUUUUCAGCGAAUCGUGAUUUGACAAGUGGCCGAUUCUGAUUGAAUUGAGAUAUGCCAGCUAAGGAGGUACAGUGUACGUAACAUAAUGGUGGGAGACAGCUGGGUUUUAUUGGAAUUGUCACAGAGAAUUUGUAUUUGGAUGGAUUGGAUCUAUGCUCUGUGUUGCUUAGGUGGGUCCGUGAGGAUGAGAUUUUGUUGGCUAAUGUGGGGCCGUUUGGCUGUGUUGGCGGGUUGUGAUAGGAUCAUUGUUCGCUUUAGUGGGACAUUGGUGUUAUAAUGUUCAUGUGAGAGGAAUAAUUUUUGGUAAAAUAAUACGAUGAGUUGGGAAUUGAGUUAUGGUUGGGAGCUCACGUGAUUUGUGGGGCCCUUCUUUGCUGUACAGUUGUAAAGAAUAAUUUUGGGACAAAAUAUUUAAUUUAAAAUAAGUUGAAAUUAGC